AUGGUCCAGUCGCGGCGGCGCGGCGGCAACUACCGGUGCCCGCUCCGCGCCGCACUGCCGGCGGCGGCGCUCCUGCUCUUCCUCCUCGCCGCCGUCGCGCUGCUCUACGUCUCCCCGCCUCCGCUCUCCGACCACCCCGUGGUCGCCUCCUCCCGCCGCCGCCGCUCGCCCCAUGCCCUGCUGAACAGCUCCGGCGGCGGUGGCAUGGAGGAGUCCGAGCGCCGCGAGAUUUCUCGUGCUCCGACGAAUGGUUCGACCGUCAGGGAUGACCUUUGGGGUUCAAAGCUUGCUAGCAAAUUUUAUGGGUGCAGCAACUCAAGCAGCAAGUUCCUUGAUUCAAACAUUACUACCCAACCAGACCGCUAUUUGAUGAUUGUUACAAGUGGAGGCCUGAAUCAACAGAGAACAGGGAUAAUUGAUGCUGUUGUUGCUGCACGUAUUUUAAAUGCCACACUUGUUGUUCCCAAACUAGACCAAACAUCCUUCUGGAAAGAUUCAAGCAAUUUUUCGGAUAUUUUUGACACCAACUGGUUCAUCUCAUCUCUAUCAAAGGAUGUAAAGAUUGUGAAAGAGCUUCCACAUAUAGGAGGUAAACUUUGGGCUCCUCACAGGAUGCGUGUUCCCCGAAAAUGUACUGAGCGGUGUUACUUGAACCGUGUGUUGCCUGCACUCCUUAAGAAACAUGAUUUUAUAUUUUUUAUGACUAAAUCUAAAUCUUACAAAUACCUUUUCCCAGUUCAUCUUAACCCAGAGAAGGGAAGAAGGCAAGGUAGAUGCCCUCUAACUCCUGAAGAGGUGGGUCUGAUGUUGAGAGCCCUGGGCUACAGAAAGGAUGUCCACAUCUAUGUAGCUUCUGGAGAGAUAUAUGGAGGUGCAAGGACUCUGUCACCUCUUAAAGCUCUCUUCCCCAAUCUCCACACAAAAGAAACAAUAUCUAGCAAAGAGGAGCUGGCUCCAUUCUCUAAAUAUUCCUCUCGCAUGGCUGCACUUGAUUUCAUUGUCUGUGAUGAAAGUGAUGCUUUUGUGGCUAACAACAACGGCAACAUGGCUAAAAUUUUGGCUGGACGAAGGAGAUACUUUGGGCACAAGAGAACGAUCCGACCAAAUGCCAAAAGGCUCUAUCCCUUAUUUUUGAACAGAGGAAACAUGUCAUGGGAUGCAUUCUCCUCAAAAGUACACAUGGUUCAGAAAGGAUUUAUGGGGGAGCCCAAAGAACUGAGGCCAGGGAGGGGGGAGUUUCAUGAGAACCCCUCUACCUGCAUCUGUGAAAGGACUGAUGGCAAAGCAGUAGCCAGGGCCAAAUCUCAAGAUGAUCAAGUAUUGAAUAGUGGUGCUGAUCGAGGCAAAGGCAUUGGCGAGCCAGCUGUUCCUAAUCAUACUGAUGAAGAGGUGGGCGAACCUGAUGAUGACGAAGAUGCCCCUGCAGAGAGAGAGAUUGUUGAUGCUGAAAUGGACGACAAUGUGUUGGUCGGACCAGAGGAUCCUGAGCUAGAACAGAUUCUUUCAGACUAG
Molecule: messenger RNA, 1512 nt
Organism: Miscanthus lutarioriparius
Lineage: Eukaryota; Viridiplantae; Streptophyta; Magnoliopsida; Poales; Poaceae
Source: the annotation of a GenBank genome assembly